AUGACUAUCCAAGAUGAAUCUAUACGUCCAAUGCAAAUCAAAAUCCUCUACUCGUUAGACACUCAACCUAACGUGUAUUUAUCACGAUCAGAAAGUUUACUUCCUGUUAAAACUGUUCAAAUACCACUAGGUUCAGACCAAUCUGAACUAAUAACACUAGGAGGAUUGGAACUUAAAGAUUGUGUUCAACAAGUUGUAAAAUCAGCUCCAGACACGUUCAAUUUGACUUACCGUGAUUUCGAAGUAUAUUACCAAGAUAUUAGUGAACAACCUCAUGAACCAUUUGUUGCUAAUGGUGUAAUUUCAAAUUUGCUCAAUUCUAAUGAGUCAUGCUUGGUUCCUGGUAGAGUUUGUCAAAGUUUAGGUGCAAGCUCCAUAUUUGGUAACAAAUCAAGAUCAUCGUCGGAAAUUCUUGAAAUUAGAAUGCAAUUGCGUACUAUUGAAAAACCAAAGGAAAUCUCUCAACCACAACAGCAGCAGCAACAACAACAACAGCAGCAACAACAAUCACAACAGGUAUCUUCUUCUCAUUCAGGUCAUCAGUAUAGAAAAGCUCAAAGAAGCAAUCUGCAAAUUAUCAGUGAGAGAAAAAGAGCACAUGAAUAUUCAUCGUCACAUUAUUCAACAAAUUAUCCUGCGGCAAAAGCAACUAGAACUUUGUCAUUGCCUUCAUUUCCAGAAUCUUCAUCAACCACUCCACGUCAUAGAAGAGAUAAAGUUGAAGAAAGGUUUAAGAAUGCACCAUUUUUUCAAAGUCUUGAUAAAGUUACAUAUGAUAGUCGAAGUAGCCAAAGACGCGUUACUAAUUCCAAUUCCUCGUCAUCUUCCUCACUUCAACCACAACGUGCUUCUCGUACGCGAUCCAUGAUUACUUCAUUUACCCCGGCUAUAUCUUCUCCUAUCAAUGAAGAACCAUACUCAGAUGACCCAGACUAUAAUAUUAUUGAAGAUCAUAUUCCAAAUGAGGAUGAUGAAAGUAUAGGAGAAAACUCAUCGGCAUCGUCACCUUACACUCCACAACAACCUCCAUACAAACCUCCUACCCCAACACAAUUACCAGAUGAUCUUGACAGUAUACGAAGUCACACUAUUCAAAGUUCCAAAUUACCUUCAAAUCAUGGUUUAGUUUGUAUCAAUGAAUGUUGUCGUACCAGUACGUCUGUCAAUUGGAGAUAUUUUGAGACCGAAUAUCGUUCUGAAUAUUCUAAAUUAUUGACUGCUAGUAAGUUUGAUAAGAGUGAUUACGAAGGAAUGUUGGGUCCAUUAUGUAAUGCAUGCUUUUUAUUUUACAAGAAUAAAGGGUUUAUGAGACCAGAACAUGUGGUUCGAAAAUAUAUUCAUCAGCAACGUUACAAUGCAAAACUUCGUAACAAGAAACAAAAAGAGGAUCAACCAAUUAAUAAAUUGGAUGCUGUUGCUGGGAAAAAACUUGCAUCUGGUGCAUCAAUGUCAUUGAAUUCGGCUGCACCUAUAUCAUCUCCGGGCGCUAAUUUCCCAGCUCCAACUCAUACACCAUCUGCAAUUAAUCAAGUGAUACAAAAUAAAGCUACUUCCAACUUUCCUCCAAAUAGUAUAAGUUAUGAUCCAACUCCACCGGGGUUCACUCCAGACUAUCUGGAUUUAUUGCAUCAAAUAAAUGUUUAUGGUGGUCCAUCAACAGAUAUUGAUCCAUUGCCAGGUGCAACUCCUCCAAUGGUUGCAACCAAAUCAAAUACUAGGGUCAUUAAUGUUGAUGAAGUUGAAAAUCCAAAAAAAGCAACUAAAUUAAAUACAAGAGUAAUUGGUAUUCCAUCUAAUGAAAAUGAUGAUGAAAACAAAGAAAAUUGUCCUCCUCCUGUUCCUACAUCUUUGGGUCAACAACAGUCAUCUACUAUUCCAACAACAUCCAUUACUGCUCCACCAACAGAUCCACCAAUUAGAGAUCAGGAUUAUGAUCAAAUCCUUCAUUCAUUGAAUGAAAAUACUACUGAUUGGAUGAAUUUCUUUUCAUCUCCUAAAAAUAGAAAUAGUCCAAAUUCAAAAACUCCAGUAGAUAUUCAAAAUGGAUUAACGACUCAGAAAUCACCAACUAAAAACUCCUCAUCUAAUAAUAACAAUGUGUCUACAAAAUCAAUGGCUAAUAUGCCUUCGUCACCUUAUCAAUCUUCAAAUUUAUUACCAUCUGAUGACCAAGAUCAAAAAGAAUUAAAUGAUGAAAUUAAUAAAAUGAUCAACAUAAGUCCAUUUAAAUCAACUCCAGAAAAAGCCAAUCGUUUAGAUACAACUACCCUGAUGAUGUCAUUACAUCAAACUAAUAAAGGUAAAUCUGGAUCUUCUCCAUCUACCGAUUUCUUUACUGAUGAAUUGCAUAAAAUUAGUAACAAGUAUGAUAAUGAAAUCGAUAAAGAAAAUGAUCUUCUAGAAGGUUGA
Messenger RNA from Candida tropicalis MYA-3404, 2409 nucleotides. RefSeq lists its product as uncharacterized. The record is from RefSeq and is a predicted model, not a curated record. The coding region runs from base 1 to 2409 and encodes 802 amino acids. Lineage: Eukaryota; Fungi; Ascomycota; Pichiomycetes; Serinales; Debaryomycetaceae. Gene Ontology annotation, molecular function: sequence-specific DNA binding; zinc ion binding. The transcript has a single exon. Gene Ontology annotation, biological process: regulation of transcription by RNA polymerase II; silent mating-type cassette heterochromatin formation; rDNA heterochromatin formation.